AUGACCUCGCCAUGGAGAGAGGUGCUCCUGGAGAGCCUCCUGGGAUAUGUUUCUUGGUCUCUCUGCCAUGACCUGAGCCCAAUGAUCUAUUACUUUCCCCUGCAAACACUAGGACUCACUGGGUUGGAAGGUUUUGCCGUAGCAUUUCUUUCUCCAUUAUUCCUCACAAUUACUCCUGUCUGGAAACUGGUUAAUAAGAAGUGGAUGCUAGCCUUGCUGCGGAUAAUUACUGUUGGUAGCAUCGCCUCCUUCCAGGCUCCAAAUGCCAAACUUCGGCUCAUGAUCCUUGCACUUGGUCUGUCUUCGUCACUGGUGGUGCAUGCUGUGACGUGGUGGACAGGAAGAGGCUUGCAAAGGUACUUCAGAAUCUGGGGAUUCAUUUUAGGACAGAUUCUUCUUCUUGUUCUCCGCAUUUGGUACACGUCACUAAACCCAGUCUGGACUUAUCAGAUGUCCAACAGAGUGAUACUGACAUUAAGUACUAUUGCCACACUUGAUCGUAUUUACACAGAUGGUGCCUGCUGUAAACCUCAACAGAAGAAGAGUGGUGAGGCAGCCAAGGCAGUGGUUUCUGGUCUGAACUGGGUGUUGGCAGGCGCUGCCUUUGGCAGCCUCAUGUUCCUCACCCACUGGAUUUUUGGAGAGGUGUCUCUUGUCUCCAGAUGGGCAGUGAGUGGACACCCCCAUCCAGGGCCAGAUCCGAACCCAUUUGGAGGUGCAGUUCUGCUGGGCUUGGCAAGUGGAUUGAUGCUCUCGCCUUGUUCAUGGUUUCCAGGUUCCGGUUUAAUCUGGUGGAUUACAGGAGCGACCUCUGCAGCAGGACUCCUUUACCUGCCCACGUGGGCAGCCGCUGUGUCUGGCUGUGUGCUUGCUCUCUUCACGGCAUCCAUGUGGCCUCAAGUGCUUGGACACCUUAUUAGCUCAGGCUCAAGCCCUGGAAAAGCCAUGACCACUGCCAUGAUAUUUUAUAUUCUAGAAGUAUUUUUCUGUGCCUGGUGCACAGCUUUUAAAUUUGUCCCAGGAGGUGUGUAUGCUCGAGAAAGAUCUGAUGUGCUUUUGGGGACUGUGAUGCUAAUUAUUGGGCUGAAUAUGCUAUUGGGUCCGAAGAAAAGUGUUGAUUUUCAUUUUCAAACAAAAAACAGUCCUAAAGCGCUUUUCAGAGAGAGUGAAAAAUACGUGAAACUUUUUUUGUGGCUGCUUGUUGGUGUGGGAUUGUUGGGAUUAGGACUACGGCAUAAAACCUAUGAGAAGAAAUUGGGCAAAGGGGCACCAGCCACAGAGGUCUCUGCUGCCAUCUGGCCUUUCAGGUUUGGCUUUGACAAUGAUGGAUGGUCUAGUCUAGAAAGAUCAGCUCAACUGCUCAAUCAAACAGGUGCAGAUUUCAUAACAAUUUUGGAGAGUGAUGCUUCUAAGCCCUAUAUUGGAAACAAUGACUUGACCAUGUGGUUAGGGGAGAAGUUGGGUUUCUACACCGACUUUGGGCCGAGUGCACGGGAUCACACUUGGGGGAUUAUGGCUUUGUCAAGAUACCCAAUUGUGAAAUCGGAGCAUCACCUUCUUCCGUCGCCAGAGGGCGAGAUUGCACCAGCCAUCACGCUGACUGUCAACGUUUCCAACAAACUGGUGGAUUUUGUUGUGACCCACUUUGGCAAUUACGAAGAUGACCUCGACAGGAAACUUCAAGCUAUUGCUGUUUCAAAACUACUGAAAAAUAGCUCUGAGCAAGUGAUAUUUCUGGGAUAUAUCACAUCAGCACCUGGUUCCAGAGAUUAUCUACAGCUCAUUAAACAUGGCAAUGUGAAGGAUAUCGACAGCACAGAUCAAGACAGAUGGUGUGAAUACAUUAUGUAUCGAGGGCUGAUCAGAUUGGGUUACGCAAGAAUCUCCCACGCUGAACUGAGUGACUCUGAAAUUCAGGUAGCCAAAUUUAGGAUUCCUGAUGACCCAAUUAAUUAUAGAGACAACCAGAAAGUGGUCACAGACCAUAGGGAAGUUCCAGAGAAAAUUCACUUCAAUCCCAGAUUUGGAUCCUACAAAGAGGGGCACAACUUUGAGAACAAUCAUCAUUUUCAUAUGAGUACUCCCAAAUACUUUCUAUAA
Messenger RNA from Budorcas taxicolor (takin), 2100 nucleotides. RefSeq names its product cell wall biogenesis 43 C-terminal homolog (gene CWH43). NCBI's taxonomy places the organism in Eukaryota, Metazoa, Chordata, Mammalia, Artiodactyla, Bovidae. Gene Ontology annotation, cellular component: endoplasmic reticulum. Bases 1 to 2100 code for a protein of 699 amino acids. Gene Ontology annotation, biological process: GPI anchor biosynthetic process. The transcript has 16 exons. The record is from RefSeq and is a predicted model, not a curated record.